UAGAUGGCGUGCAUUGUUAUUUGAAAACUAGGCCUAACGUGCAUCGGUAAUACUAAUAAUUGAUAAUCAAUAUCACGAAAACCACCUAGAAAACAGUUUGCCACUGGUGAUUUUAAAAUUAUUUAUCAGUGAUAAAUUAACCAAAAGUUAAUUAAAAAUGCCAUUUAUUUUAAUGUCGGAUUGCCCCCUUAAGCGGACGGGCACGCCGCGUCAUGCUGCACACUUUGCCGGCUUAGGGUUGUCACCGUCUCAUGAAGAUGGUCACUACCACUGUGGUCACUACAACCGACCGAACUUCGGACCGUGGGGGAUCCAAACUGUGAACCAGGCCGGAUCCUCGAUUAAGCAAGAUAAAGACAAGUACCAAGUUAAUUUGGACGUACAGCAUUUUGCACCGGACGACAUUACUGUGAAGACAGCCGAUGGCUUCCUGGUGGUGGAGGCUAAGCAUGAAGAACGCAGGGACGAGCAUGGGUAUGUCGCUCGAGGCUUCACAAGGCGCUAUAAGCUUCCUGAAGGCAUUGUAGAAGAUUCUGUGAUGUGCAAGCUCUCAUCAGAUGGUGUACUUACCAUUACUGCAUCUCUGAAGGCCCCAUCAGCGGCUACUAACGAGAGGGUUGUGCCUAUCGUCCAAACUGGACCAGUGGCUCAGCAAUCCGCAGAAGAAAAGCAGGGCUAAAUAAUUUCAAUGUCUAUUUGUACCCUGUAGAAAUCCUACCAACAACCUUAACCUGCAAUCUGCAACUUUUAUACCUUCUAUAAACAACCUUCCCUUAGUGUCUAUCCAUAUUAUUUAGGUACUAGUUGCCCCACCGUGGCUUCUUACAGGAGACUUACAUAUUCCAUGUAGAAAUUUGAAUAAUAUAUUAAUAUUACAAAUUACAAUAUACAUAUAUUAUAUUAUACAAUAUAUUUUUAAAUUUUAUAUUUUUUUUAGUUUUAAUUUAGAUUUAAGUUUGUUUUUAAGAAUGAAUUGUCAAUUAUUAUACUUAGUACGUAUUUGAUUUGAUAAUAAAAUUAAAUUAAUUACUACUUGUUAAUGACAACUAUUCACAGUAUAUAGACCUUUCUCGUGAAAUGUUCUGAAUGAUAAUUUAAUGUUGAAUUACACUGGGAAGUUUAUGUAACAAAUUUUUUGGAUAUAUGUAUUUACCGAAAUGGAACCUAUUACAUAAUAGGGAAGAAAUUAAAAUUGUAUGAGUAUAAAAUCUACUAGCUACUAAGCUAUUACACUGAUCUCAAAUUGUUUUGUUGUUAACCAUGGAGAAGUUGGGUCCUCCAUCUCUGAAAUUAUUACUAACCCUCCACACAUAAAGAUAAAUCUUAUAAGUUUUUGACGUGUGUAUAAAUGUGUGUGUGUAUCUGCGUACCUAUCUGUGUAUCUGUCUGGACAUCCUCGUAGCUUGUAAACAGAUGAACCAA
This is a messenger RNA of Maniola jurtina (meadow brown), 1422 nucleotides long. Its product is annotated as protein lethal(2)essential for life-like. The coding region runs from base 158 to 679 and encodes 173 amino acids. The record is from RefSeq and is a predicted model, not a curated record. Gene Ontology annotation, molecular function: protein folding chaperone. The transcript has 2 exons. NCBI's taxonomy places the organism in Eukaryota, Metazoa, Arthropoda, Insecta, Lepidoptera, Nymphalidae. Gene Ontology annotation, biological process: response to heat; protein refolding.